Malaclemys terrapin pileata is the source of this 576-nucleotide messenger RNA. It is a transcript of the gene RCVRN, whose product is annotated as recoverin. The record is from RefSeq and is a predicted model, not a curated record. NCBI's taxonomy places the organism in Eukaryota, Metazoa, Chordata, Testudines, Emydidae. Gene Ontology annotation, molecular function: calcium ion binding.
AUGGUGGAUGGGGUAAAAGCGGGGCGCCUGUCCAAGGAGAUUCUGGAGGACCUGAAGCUCAACACCAAGUACUCGGAGGACGAGCUGUGCAUGUACGAAAGCUUCCAGAAGCAGUGCCCGGACGGGCGCAUUAGCCGGGCCGAGUUCGAGAAGAUCUACGGCAACUUCUUCCCCAACUCGGACCCCAAGGUCUACGCCCGGCACGUCUUCCGCAGCUUCGACACCAACGACGACGGGACGCUGGACUUCCGGGAGUACAUCAUCGCCCUGCACCUCACCUCCUCCGGCAAGACCAACCUCAAGCUGGAGUGGGCCUUCCUCUUCGACGUCGACCGCAACGGCGAGAUCAGCAAGAGCGAGGUGCUGGAGAUCAUCACGGCAAUAUUUAAGAUGAUUCCCCCUGAAGAGCAGAAAAUGCUCGCUGAGGAUGAAAACACCCCCCAGAAACGAGCCGACAAGCUCUGGCAAUAUUUCAAAAAGGGGGAAAAUGACAAAAUCGCCGAGGGGGAGUUCAUCUCCGGGGUGAUGAAGAACGAAGCUAUCAUGAAGCUGAUCCAAUACGAACCCAAGAAAUAG